GUAGAGUACAAAAGUUACAGUAACAAUACAUGAAAGCAAAGGAAAGAAUUUUCAAUUGCGAAACGUUGACAUAGUGGCGAUGAAUGUAACUUUGACGGCCCACCAAUUAUGUGAUUUAAGCGUUAAAAGCUGUAAUAAAACCUCAGCACCGAAAGAUGACUUUUCAGAAACACUCAGGCUUCCCUUAAGAAAAAUUCUAUAACUUCGGAAAUAAAGGCUGAAACUUUCCAUGAUUGCAAUAGAUAUGUGAGACUAUUAAACAAAAUACUUUCAGCCGUACAUAUCGUGUUUUGACUGAACAAUGAUUUUUUUAAUAUUUCACCUAAUACCAUGCAGACGAAAAAUAGAAAAAUUCAUAACUUUUGAAAAAAGUGGGGGGCCGUCUCAAGAGGUUCCUGCGUAAGAUGAGUUGAUAAGUAAUUCCUUUAUUUUCCAUAAAUUAAUCACCAAGAAAAGUCAAGACAUAGAAUUAAAUCAUUGAAUAAUGCAUAUCACAGUUAAAAAUGACAUGAUGUAUAUACGAACGAUUACACCAUAUGCUUUUAUAAUUGGUACUUGACGACAUUUAAUAUUUGGAUAGGAAUGAUGUUAGGACGACGACGACUGAAACACGAUGAAGUCAACGGAACAUCGAGUGACAUACAACUAACAGUAUAAUUCAUACGAACAAUCAAGAAUUUUAUUGAACACAAUCAUUUUUGUUGAAUAUCAUUAAAAAUAAUCGUCUGAUAUUUGAUCUAAAUUUUGAAAUGGAAUUUUUAGACUAGUCAAGAGGACAUACUAGCGUUGUUAACAAUGUUUAAACAAAAUAUCAUUACUAGAAUCAUUUUCAUAUAAUUUUGAAUACUUGAGUAAUGGUGUAUUAGGAUGUUCUCGGGAGAAAAUGUUUGUUGAAUCAGUAAUAAAUAAAUAAGCAGUGAUGAUAAUAGAGCAGGAUAAAGACGAUACUAAACAAUCCACUGCUGAAUAAAGGAAGAGAAUAAUGCUAAUCCAAGAAAUUCUAAUAAUCUAUCCGUAACUUAAAAGAGCACACUUUAAAGUAAGAAAUACAAAAUUUUAGUAAAAAGUAGAUAUUAAGCUAAGCACAUCAUCGGGUAACAGAAUGCAUCCACUAUUAAAAUUUACAAUGAUCUGGACUUUGUCAAAAGUUUUUAAAAAAGGCUUCCGGAAGCCGUAGGAGUGUUAAUUUAGUGUAAAUUUAGAAAAUAAAUAUAAAUGAAUCAUUUAUAUUUAUCCAUUAUUAUAAAUGAAUAAUAAACGUAAACUAACACCCCUAGGAAGCCGUAAAAACUGACUUUUCUGAAACCAGAAUCGAAAUCAAAAAUAUUCUCAAGUAUGCUGGUUUAUUGAGCAAAAUCCUAAUCUCCUAAUUCUUAAUGAUAGUUUAAUCAAAAGUUAUAAGUGUUUUGUUAAAUUCUCAAAAUACACACCAUGUACUACGGACACUUUACUUGUCAUUUUUAUAGCAGUUCGUUUUUGCAGUAAUAAAUGCUCUGACGGUUUGAGCAAAGAUUUCGAUUUGAUCCCAAAUUGAAUUCAGGACAUUCCUCUCCAGAAUGAGAGAAUCGAUGUUCGUAUGACAUCUGUUAAACGCUGAAUAUAGAGACCCGAAAAUUCUAUCAUUAUUACUCUUCAACACGUCCAACGUUCUCUGAAAGUUUCGCUCAGCCCAGAUUUGUGGUUAUUAAGACAAAGUUCAGACAGGAAGAGUUUAAUCAAAGAUUUUGAAGAAUUUAAAACGAAUUUUUUUAAAAGAUUUUUAUUCGACUUUUAUAAAAGUUUUGUACGUUCUAUACUCGUCGAAGAUGCUAACUGAUUAAGUCAAUAUACAUGAUAAUGUAUUUUCCAAAUCAGAAAUUUGACAUAAACUGUGAUCAACAAUAUUUCAGAUUAAUUUUUUAUACUGAGUAAAAACUUUAAGAAAUCAUGUUUCAAUAGCCUAAACGAUUAUUAAACUAGUUGAGGUUUCUUUAAUAAAGGUAAUAUCACUCAAAAGAGGAUAGAUACAAUAAGUGUACAAAAAUCAGUCGUCAUAAUCCAGACCAAUCUCUUGUAUAUUAUUCAAACUAGCGUUACUUUCUAUUUUUAGUCUCAGCUGUUAUUAUUGACUGGAGCAUUACAAAAUGAUCGUGUUAGCCUUUUGUCACUUGGACAUAAACAUUUCUAUGGUUUAGAUAAUGUCCCAUUUGACUAUGAUCAAGCCUAUGUUUACUACCGACAAAUGGCUGAAAUAUCAAAAGAUGAACAUUACCAACCAAGAGAAAAAGAGGUUUCAAUGGAAUAUAUUCGUUUAACAAAUGAGAAAAUAAUUGAUGAAUUAACAUUUGAUCAAAGUGAUACAUUUUUUUGGCUUAAAGAUCAAGCUCGAAGAGGAGUUACAUCCGCUCAGCGACAACUCGGCGCAUUGAUGUAUUGGGGUCGAAACGGGUUAUCUCGAAAUGUCCAAGCAGCUGUUGAAUAUUUUCGCCAAGGUGCUAAUGAUAAUCAAGAUCCAACAGCACACUUUGGUUACGGUUUAGCAUUACUAAAAGGACACGGUGCUGAAAAAAAUAUGACAAAAGGCGUUGAACAUUUUAAUAAAGCUGUUGAAAAAGGCUUUUAUGGCGCAUAUGUAGCUCUAGGAUGGCACGCAUACGAAAUUGAGAAAAAUUAUACAAAAGCAGCUUAUUAUUGGAUGGAAUGUUAUAAUAGAUUAAAAGAUGCCCAUUGCGCACACAAUUUGGGUGUUAUGUGGUCAGCAGGUCAUUAUCCCGGUUUUAAGAAAGAUAUCGUUCUUGGUUGGUCUUAUUACUCUUAUGCCGCUUUAAGUGGACAAAUAGAUUCCAAAAUUGUUGUGGCGCAAUAUAAUGCCAGAGGGUAUCCAAUGGUAUCGCGAAAUUCAUUACUGUCAGCAACUUGGUCGCGUAACGUUGCUGAAGAUAGCACGGUAGUUGGUACUCUUGUCAGAAACGGAUUAAAAGCGUAUCAUCAGCAACAAUGGUGCGUAACAUGGUCAUAA
Messenger RNA from Didymodactylos carnosus, 2998 nucleotides. The record is from the annotation of a GenBank genome assembly. NCBI's taxonomy places the organism in Eukaryota, Metazoa, Rotifera, Eurotatoria, Philodinida, Philodinidae.